Messenger RNA from Gracilinanus agilis (Agile Gracile Mouse Opossum), 2275 nucleotides. It is a transcript of the gene ADA2, whose product is annotated as adenosine deaminase 2. Gene Ontology annotation, biological process: inosine biosynthetic process; adenosine catabolic process. The transcript has 10 exons. The coding region runs from base 558 to 2099 and encodes 513 amino acids. The record is from RefSeq and is a predicted model, not a curated record. Lineage: Eukaryota; Metazoa; Chordata; Mammalia; Didelphimorphia; Didelphidae. Gene Ontology annotation, molecular function: adenosine deaminase activity.
GGUUACACUCCCUCCCCCCUCUCCCCCGUUGUUCUUAGUGGGUAGGAAAGCUUGGAAUGCAAAGUCCAGAAGCCAGGCUACAUGUUUUCUCUGAAAAAGAAACCUGCCCAUCACACUCAAAAUUUCUGGUCCCUGCAGCCAACGGCCAGCCCCCUAGACUUGGAGGGAUUGUACCAAGAGGAAGGGGAGAUCUGACAAGAAAAUCUCCCCUCCUGAUCCCGUUUAGCCCCCUGACAAACAGCGGCUAAGUGGCCUCCUCCGAAAAGCUCUUGUCACUUAGUUCCUCUAGCUCCCGUAGCAGAUGGGUGGGGCCGGGAAGUUCCUUGGAAAGUGUAAUCUGAGUUAAAAAAAAAAAAAAGAAAGAAAAAGAAAAGAAAGAAAGAAAGAACUCAUAAUUCCUGAGGACACAAUCUGAAACCUGAGACUCUCAACUAGGGAGUCCUUUCACAGAGGGAGGGUGAGAGAGGAAGAAAGAAAGGGAGAGAGAAAAAGGGUUAAAGAGAGUCUAAACUCCGUGGUCAGCACAAAGAGCUGAGCACAGCUUGAACCGUGUCCCCAUGUUGCUAACUGGCCAGAUUAAGUGGUCAGCCCUGCUGCUGGCCAUGGUGAUCUCUUCUCUCUGCUUAGCCCUUCCUUUAGACGAAGAUCGGAAAGCACUCAUAAAGAAAGAAGAGAUGUUGCAAAUUGGGGGGAAGUUGUUGUUAACAAAGCAAGAAGAGCUGGCCAAUGAGAAAUUAAUGGCCCUCAAAAAUGCAGAGAUUACACAAGCAAUGAAGACGAGUCAUUUUCCACCUAGUAUGCACUUCUUCCGGGCCAAGAAGCUCAUUGAAGAAAGUAAGGUGUUCCAUGUCUUAAAGAAGAUGCCAAAAGGAGCUGCUUUACACCUCCAUGACUUUGGCAUACUGAGUGUUGACUGGUUGGUGAGGAAUGUCACCUACAGACCACAUUGCCAUCUCUGUUUCACUCCACGUGGUAGCCUGCAAUUCAAAUUUGCUCAUCCUGCCCCUCCAACCCCAAAGCCAGAGGACUGUUCUGAAUGGAUUUUGCUAAAGAAAUAUCGGGGGCAGCUGCAGAAUGUCACUGAGUUUGACAACAGCCUGCUGAAAAACUUGACACUGGUGGUGGACAACCCUGAGGUAGCAUACUCGGAUCAAGCCGUCAUUUGGGCAAGGUUUGAAAACACCUUUAUCACUGUUGCUGGGCUUGUCCAUUAUGCACCAGUGUUUAGAGAGUACUUCGCCAGAGGUCUGCAGGAGUUCUAUGAGGACAAUGUCCAGUACUUGGAGCUGAGAGCCACACUGUUCCCGGUCUAUGAACUGAAUGGGCAAACACAUGACAAAGAGUGGUCAUUGAAGACUUAUCAAGAAGUAGCCCAGAAGUUUGCCAAAGACCAUCCUGACUUCGCUGGAGCCAGAAUCAUUUAUAGCUAUCACAGGAAGAAAAAUGUGACUCACAUUGCUGAAUCAGUACAGGCUGCUAUGAAGCUCAAAAUCAAGUUCCCAGAGACCAUGGCAGGAUUUGAUCUGGUGGGUCAAGAGGACAAGGGGUAUUCUCUGUGGGAGCUGAAGGAGGCCUUGAUCCUCCCGACCACUCAAGGUUUUGACUUGCCUUACUUCUUCCAUGCUGGGGAGACAGAUUGGCAGGGCACUUCCAUAGAUGAAAACGUUUUGGAUGCUCUAAUACUGAAUACCACCAGGAUUGGCCAUGGAUUUGCUCUGGGCAGACACCCGAUGGCCAGAAAUAUCUCUUUGAAUAGGGACAUCCCUAUAGAAGUGUGUCCCAUCUCUAACCAGGUCCUGCAGUUGGUGUCUGACCUAAGGAACCACCCGGCAGCUUCUCUAAUGUCCAGUGGGCACCCCAUGGUGGUUAGUUCUGAUGACCCAUCCAUCUUUGGAGCCAAGGGCUUAUCUUAUGAUUUUUAUGAAGUUUUCAUGGGCAUAGGAGGGAUGAAGGCUGACCUGAGGACCCUCAAACAGCUGACAUUGAAUUCAAUCAAGUACAGCUCUCUGUCAGAGGACAAGAAGGAAACCAUUAAGGAAGUCUGGCAGAAGAAAUGGGAUAAGUUUGUGCAUGAUCUGGCCGAGGGGAAGAGGCUAUGAAGUCAUUUAUAUCUAUCGAAAAUUUUCCUGAGGCCAAAGCUGCUGGAACUGAGCCUUCUUGGACAAAUACCUCACAUAGCUAUAUCCUGCCUCAUGUCCUGAUCUUUGGGAGAGAAAAGCAAUAAGCUGGCUCUGGUACCUCUCUGCAAAUCAAUAAAUCUGUGCAAUUCUUCAGA